UCAGCUGGUAAAAGUUGUUAUUCAGGAAGCAGGGAUUCUCCUAUAAACCAGUGAUCACUGAUCAGUCCGGACUGGAAACUGGGAUCAGAACCGGAUCCAGUGCCUGACAGCACCGCUAACACACUCAGGUUUAAUCUAAAGAUCAUCUUUAAAAGAGCAACAGCAGAAAGGACAGUGACUGGUUAUCUCCAGUGUUCGCCGAAAUGGAGGCGGCGACCCUGAUCCCCUCCGACCCCAAGGUCAAUCCGCUGAUCCACUCCGACCCCAAGGUCAAUCCAGAGGGCUUUGGUUUUUGCAACAGCGGCCCAAAUCUGCUGUUACAAAAAGGUAUGGAGAACAGGAUCCUGGCCCAGGCCUCUUCACUUCUGCCCCACGCUUCUGCUUUAACUCCAUCCUGGGCGACUCCUUCCCCCUCCAUCUCCUCCUGUUCUGCUCUGCAGCCCUCCUGGCUCUCCUCCACCUCCACCACUCAUCCUCUUCUCUCCUCCUCCAUCUCCUCCUCCUCUCAUCUCCUGUCCUCCACUGUGUUCUCCUCCUCCUCUCUGCUCAGCACUAAGAACACCCAGCUGAAGCGGGAUCCCCUGUCCUCCUCUCUCUGCUCUCCUCCCUCCACCCUCCCUCUGCUCCACAGCACAUCUCUCUCUGCUGCUGUAGCUGAUCCUCCUCAGCCAGAGCAGCUGAGUGUGGCUUUAAAAAAGAGGAAAAUCGAGCUGGAAAGUCUGAGCUCCAACGAUUACACCACAUCACAAAUCGAGGAGCUGAACGAGGAUUUAGAGAAUGAGGACCUGGUAGAGAUGGACUCUGGGCACACAGAGUUGCCUGUGCUGGAUCUGAGACUGAGUGAUGAAGAGGAGAAGCAGACAGUGGAUGUUGGGGAGGUGUUCACUGUGUCCAGCACUGACUCAGACCGUACUGUAGAGUUACUAAAGGAAAAGAAGUAUAUUCUGCUGAAUGUGGUGUGCUGCUCCCUGGUGAAUAAAAGCAGUGCUCCGAACCAGAACGACUGGGACAGCAAGAAAAAUGUUUGGACACGGAUAAAAGACCUCGGCACAGAGAUCACCCGCAGAGACCCUGAGUUCAUCCUUAAGGUGGCCGUCUACACCAGGCAGGAGCUCAACAUCCGCAUCACCACCAACUUCCUGCUGGCCCUGGCGGCCUACCUGCCAGAGUCUAAACCCCACCUGAGGAGGUACUUCUGUGCAGCGGUGCAGCUGCCCUCUGAUUGGCUGGAAGUGACCAGACUAUUCAGCACGUGUUUCAGCUCGUCUCUCCCAGCAUGCCUGAAAAAAGCCCUGGUGGACAAAUUCAAGCAGUUCAGCGAGUAUCAGCUGGCCAAGUACAACACCCGCAAACUCCGCGGCAAACACAACAAGAAGAAGCGUGAAGUCAAGGAGUCGACCCCUGAGCAAUGGGAGAAGUGGGCACAGAUGCUGAAAGUAGAGUCUGACGUUAUGAAGAAAAUGGUGGAGAUGUCUGAGCGUCCUGCAGUGGAUAAAAAGCAGAGCGAGUUCAACAUGAAGAAGAUGAUAAAACGCCUUCAUAUUAAAGAGCCUGCAGAGUUUGUGAUGGGCAUUCUGGGAAAGAGGUACCCGUCUGAUCUGAGGGCGUUUGUGAGCAGUGGUUUAAGUGGUGUGUGGGAGAGCGAGCGAGCCGGUCAGCGUAUGAAGCUGAAGCAGCCGGACACCUGGGAGACCAAACUCAGUCUGGAGGGAAACAACGCGGCUGUGUGGGAGAAACUCAUAGACAAUAACUCUCUACCCUUCAUGGCCAUGCUGAGGAACCUGAGGAACAUGAUCACUCAAGGGAUCAGCGACCAGCACCAUGAACGCAUACUGAAACGACUGACCUCAAAGAAUGCUGUGAUCCAGAGCAGGCAGUUUCCUUUCCGCUUCCUGUCUGCGUAUAAAGUGAUUAUGGAGCUUAACAAGUUCGUGAGUGGUCCUGCCCAGCAGGGGAUCAGCAAGUGCAUCAUUUUACGGAAGAUUGUGACGAAACUUCCGAAGUGCAGACGCUACCGGCGGAAUGACUGGAGCACAGCCAGCCGGAAGAAGCUGCUGCAGACUUUGGGGGUUCCGGUUAUCUAUGGCAUGUGCAAGAUGAAGCUCAAGCAGCAGAAGAAGUUCAGUGCAGCUACCAGAGUGAGGAAUUACACUCCGGAGCUGCUGGUGCGUUAUCGUCAGGCUCUGGAGAAAGCUGUUCAGAUCUCCUGCAGGUACAACAUCCCUCCUCUGCCUGGACGCACCAUCAUCAUCUUCAGGAGCGACUGGGCGCCAGCCCCGAACUGGAAAGGAGCUGACGACAUCUGCGUGCCUUCAGACCCUUCAGAAGACUCGGACAACACCAGCCAGUCAGCUUCACUUGAGGAGGCGGCGGUGCUGCUGGCCGUGAUGAUCAGCCACUGCUGUGAGCACCCGAUGUUUCUGAUAUACGACUUCGAUAACAUACAUGAAGUCAAGCUCAAAUCCGACGUUUUCCUGGAGAAUGUGAAACAUGUGAUGAAGGAGCUCUCGGAGAUAAAUGAUUCUUCUGAAAAGAUUCUGCUUGAAAGCUUCUUCUUCAGGCUGACUGAAGAGAAAACAAAGGUGGAUAAUAUAAUCCUGCUGAAUGAUGUGAGUGUGUAUUAUACAGUAGAUCAGGCUGUGGAGAAGUACAGGAAGGAGUCGCUCAGUGAUCCUCUACUGGUCAAUAUCAUGAUGAGAACCAGGAUGAAUAAGUGUCAUUCUGAGGGUGGAGACUCCAGAAGUGUGUAUCUGAGUGGGUUUAGUGAGCAGAUCCUCAGGUUUGUUUCAGAAAGAGGCUCCUCCAGGUUUUUGGAUCAUGUAGAGAGCAUCGACAAGCUGCGCAACAUCCCCCCACCAGCAGGUGGCUCCACCAAGCCUGAGAGAGCAGCCGACAUCACCCCAUUGCCCGUCACUCCUAAACUCAGGUGGCAAGGGGUUCGUGUUUUUAUCUCCUCUACGUUCAGGGACAUGCAUGCUGAGCGGGACGUCCUGGUGCGGAGCGUGUUUCCGGAGCUGCGGCGCCGUGCAGCUCCACACUGCCUCUACCUGCAGGAGGUGGAACUACGCUGGGGCGUAACCGAGGAGGAGUCUUACCAGGCAAUCCAGCUCUGUCUGUCCGAGGUGUGCCGCAGCCAGCUGCUGCUCAGCAUUCUGGGAGAGAGAUACGGGCAGGUGCCACCUCGACCUACACUUCCUGAGCUUCCUCAGUACACCUGGCUGAACUCGGCCCCUGAUGGGAUGUCGAUCACAGAGAUGGAGAUUCGUCAGUUUCAGGCUGUGUAUCCAGACUCCGCCCAGGGCAGAAUGUUCUUCUACUUCAGAUCUCCUCACCUGGCCAGUUCUGUUCCUGUGGAGUGGAGAGAGGACUUCACGUCCGAGUCGAGCCAAUCAGCAGCUAAAAUGAGCGAUCUGAAAGAAUGGAUCCGGAGCAACCAGUUCAGAGUCACAGAGGAUUACCCGUGUGAGUGGGGCGGGGCUGUGGACGGAAGGCCGUAUGUGAAAGGUCUGGAGGAUUUUGCGAAAGCAGCUCUGGAGGAUCUGUGGGAAGCCCUGGAGAAACUCUUUGUGGAGGAAGUAGACGAGGCUGAUCUGAUGUCGGAGAUUAAUGAACAGGAGGUUCAUCAGGACGCUCAGCAGCGGCAUUUCUACGGCCGGAAGAAACUGGUUUCCUCAGCAAUAGAGAAAAUUCAGGAGUGCCAGCAGAAAGGAGGCAUCCUGCUGGUGGAGGGAGCUCAGGGAGAGGGCAAGACCGCCUUUAUGGCUGGUCUGGCUCACGCGCUCCAAACUCCAGAUAAGCGCAGAAAAGUGCCAGUUUGUGAUGUCAUAUCCUAUUCCACAGAGGCUAGCCAAUCAGCUUCUGGCGUAGAGCACCUCCUACGCUGCCUCAUCCAAUGGCUGAGGAGGAGGAAACAACAGGAGGAGGAGUUAGUCACUAGCACACCUUACAGGGAGCUGCUGUGUGAGUUCCUAGUUCAGAUAUCUGAGCUGAAGAGAGGGAAUCCUCUAGUGAUUCUGGUGGACGGUGCGGACGUUGUGCACGACCCCAGAGGACAAGCUGUUUCUGAAUGGAUACCACAACACAUUCCCAAGGGUGUCUGUCUGGUUCUGAGUGUCACCAGAGGCUCCGCCCUCCGCACCACCCUCUCAGGUAAGCAGGGGUGUGUGGUGUUCGGGAUGGGUCAGUUAUCUCUGCCGGACAGGAAGGAGAUUGUGCAGAAGGAGCUGAGUGUGUACGGGAAGAAGCUGAGUGACUCUGCCUUUAAUAACCAGCUUCAGACGCUGCUGAUGAAGAAAGGAGCCGUCAGCCCACUCUACCUCCACUUCACCUGCGAGGAGCUGAGGAACUACGCCUCCUUCGAAACGAUGAAGAGGAACCUGCAGACUCUUCCUCCGUCUCUGUGUGAGCUGGUGCAGCACAGUCUGCUCAGGCUGCAGUCUCAAUACGGGGCGGCGGGGCUGGACUGGACCCUGGCGGCGCUGACCGUCAGCUCUACAGGUCUGAGGGAGAGAGAUCUGUACGCUGUGCUGAACCUCUGCAGUGACCUGAUCUCCACACAGGGUCAGCUCACCUGGAACAGAGCGCUCACAGCGGCCCGGAGCCCGAGGAGCCGUGUGCCCAUGGCGCUGUUCUCUCAGCUGGCACAGGGUUUACAGGGUUUGAUCCGUCCGUCUCUCUCUCAUGAGCCCGACGAGCCCCUGACCCUGACCCACCCGGAUGUGAAGCUGGCGUUUGAGCAGCUGUAUCUCUCCACUGAUCAGGACAGAGCCAGAGCACACCUAUUACUGGCAGCUCACCUGUGGGUGCGGUCGGACCCUCUAGGUAACGACACAUUUCUUCACUGUGAGGCAGAUGCUCUGCUGCAUCUUCCUGCUCAUCUGAUGGAGAGUUCUCAGUGGCAGCCCCUGCUCCUACUGCUCUCUAGUUACUACUUCCUGUUCGCCAACGUGCUCCAUGGACUCCUGCACUCUCUACUGGAGACGUACAUCCUGUUUGCAAAGAGAACUGAAGCUGAGCAGCAGAGCUGGACUGAAACAUCAGGUGAUCUAAAGGAGCUUCAGGCCUGUCACUCAUUUCUGAAGCGCCACGCCCCUCUCCUGUCCUGCUGGCCGCGGCUGUUUGUGCAGCAGGCUCUGAACGAAGCGGCCGGCUCGUCUGCUCACGCCUGGGCUCGCACGCUGGUGGAGGAGGGAGGAGUGAACGCAGUCAGGAACCUGAACAACACCGACGGCCCUCAGCUGGAAACUGGAGAGCUGGUGUCCACCUUCCAGGCCGAGCCGUCCUGUGUGGCUCUGAGUCCGGGGGGAGGGUGUGUGGCUGUGGGGACGGAGCAGGGAACCAUACACUUCAUCCACACACACACCAACCAGGAAGUGAAGUCACUGGUCAGUAACUGUGAUGGCAUCUCCAGCUGUGUGUUUCUGGAUGACGGAUUUCUAAGCACCACAUCAUAUGAUGGGCAGGUGGAGGUGUGGGAUAUUAACAGUGGCAGCAGGACUGUCCACCUGAACGCCCACUCCAACAGGAUCACAGGAUGUGAUGUCAGCUCAGAUAAGAAGCACUUUGCCACAGUCUCUUUAGACUCCAAUCUGAAGGUGUGGUCGUCUCAGAAGGGAAAGCAGGUGGUGUCUCUGCUCACCCCCUGCCCUCUAAACUGUGUGACCUUUGACCCUGAGGGAGGUAUGCUGGCGGUGGGCUGCUGGGACAGAACGGUGCGAGUGUGGAACUGGAUCAAACAGGAAAGAUGGACGACUCUCUCAGGUCAUCAGUCGUCGGUGCGCAGUGUCUCGUUCUCUCCCUCCUCCUCUCUGCUGUGCUCUGGUAGUCUGGAUGGUGAGGUGCUUCUGUGGUCAUCCUCUGGCUUGGCCUGUGUGGGGCGCUAUCAGGCUCACCGUGGCUCUACUGAGGCCCUGAGUUUCCUGCCUGGAGGAGAAACACUGCUGAGUGCUGGACACGAUGGCAUGGUUCAGUUGUGGUCUGGAGGUCUGGGGUGCUCUGUUUCUGUGCUGGGAGAGGAAACGAAAGCGGUGAAGUCGAGUGUGUCCAGAGCUGCAGCAGUCUCUGAAAGUGCCGCUCUCUCUGUGGCUGGAGCUCAUGGAUACGCUGCUGUGGGAUAUCAUGGAGAUGGUAUCAGACUGUUUGAGCUGAAAUCAGGUGAGAGGGUGUGGUCCACUGAGGACCUGCGGGUGUCUGUGCCGUGCCUGCUAUGGAUGGAGGCUGCUGGGGUGGAUCUGCUUUUGUCUGGAGCUUUAGACAGUGGUCUCCGGCUGUGGAGCAGGCAGGGGGCUGGUAUGACCCUCAGGGGGGCUUUUGGGGUACAGAAGGGGGGGAUCCUCUCAUUGGCUCAGAGCUCUGUGUACGUGGCGUCUGCUUCAGACGACUUCACCAUCGCUCUGUGGCUGAAGAGUGACCUGACCUCUGACCCCUGGGUUCAGCCCAGUGCGGUUAGUGUACUGAGGGGUCACAGUGGAGGGGUCACGUGUCUGGCCUUCAGUCCAGACGGAGACCAUUUACUGUCUGGAGGCAAAGACAAGGCUUUGAUGGUGUGGAAGGUGGACUCCUCUCCUCCGGUUCUCUCUCGCUCUCUUCCUCACUGCCACGGAGACUGGAUCACAGACUGUGCGUGGACACCAGCAGCUCUGCUGAGCUGCUCGAGUGACUGUAGGCUGAGACUGUGGGACGUGCAGACGGGACGCUGCCUCCGAGAAGUUUCAGCUGCUUCAUCUCUCAGCGCUCUGAGCUGCUGGGAGGAUUAUGUAAUGCUGGGCUGUGCUGAUGGUCUGCUGAUGGUGUGGAAAUCAGAUAUUGGAGUUAUCGCUGAGAUCCAUGCUCACCAGUCCCGUGUCCACCACAGCACCAUUAUCACUGCACCUGUAGGUGGGCAGAAGGUGGAGGAGCUGGUGGUGGCCACAGCGUCUGAUGAUGGAACUGUGAAGGUCUGGCUCCCUCUGCAGGUUCAGCACCGCAGCACUCUGCUGGGUCACAGCGGUGCUGUCCAGGCGCUGGCGAGUGGACGAGGUCCACAGUUCCUCACGGUGUCUGAGGACCGCUCUCUCCGAGCCUGGAGCGUUCGUACAGAGAAUCCUCCCUUUCAGGAAGAGUGUGUGAGUGCAGUGUGUUUUCUGGAUUCAGAGAAGCUGCUGGUGUGUGGUUAUAACUCAGGAAAACUGGAGAUAUGGCACAACACUUUAAAGAUCUACUCCAGUAAGGUGAGCGACAGUCGUAUUCGAGCGGUGAGCGGAAUGCCGGAUCAGAGCCUGGCUGUGGGCUGCAGUGAUUACACUGUGACUGUCUUUAAACUGACCAGAGACCAUCAGCACUGCACUGCCAGUUUGACUAAAGGAUCGUUGUACACUUUGGAGAAGGGUGUGAAUUUCCUGUGUUACUGUAACACUCUGAUGGGAGUGUGUGUGGACAGUUCUGUCAUCGACAUCUUCUCCACUGUGACCGACAAUACAAGAAUGAUCGACACGUGGCAGUACACCAUGCGGACUAUGGGCGUUUUCAAGAGUGAUGUAAACAGCCUGUGGCUGCUGGGAGAGGAAAACGACAACAUCCACCUUUCAUACCUGCUCUGUGCCAGUGCGGAACUGACCUCAAAUUCAACGACUGUGAGUGCGAAAGUGGGAGGGGACAAGGACAGUGAUGAUGAAGAUGAGAAGGACACGGAGAAAGAGCAGACUUUCACCAUUACAGCUGCUACCAUGCACAACAAUUUUAUCGUGUGUGGAGACUCUAAAGGCAAUAUGUGGUUCAACAAUGUGUCGAACACGGACAGCUGGAGCCCAAGAAGACCCGUUCACAGUGACAGGAUCAGUGUUCUGCGGCUGACGGACAGCACUAUAAUCUCCGCCUCUCACGACAGAACCGUCAAACUGUGGGACAGAACCACCAACAAACAGGUGGGUCUGUUUGUGUGUGCUGCUGCGGUGGAGGUGAUGGAGGUGGACCCCGCGGACCCCUGCAGGCUGGUGUGUGGAGAUGCGCUGGGGAAGCUCUACUUCCUGUCCUGGAAAGAAUAAUUAUCAUCUCAUCACUAUAAAACAGACGUUUAACACUCCAAGCUUUAGGCACCUCGGUGCAACACUACAGUUAUGUUUACAUGAUCAUCGUUGCUGUCGUGCCAAAACCUUGUAUCUCCACUUUUGCAUUUUUCGAAAUGUUCAAUUGUAUUGCGUGCAAUACAUACUGAUUUUACAUACUCACAUACUAACUUACAUACUAACAGACAAGUUUACAUAGUCACUUGUCUGUUCACACAAACCCUACCCAAUCUACCCAGACAGUUGAAUGUUUCCUUUAAGCUUUAAUGCACUUAUGAUAACGAUGUGGAAUGUGGUUUGUGAUAUUAAUAUAUAAAUGAUUGCUUUUGUUGUUAUUAUUAUUAAAAAACAUAUAUAUAUUUUAAUUUCAUUGCAAAAAUCAUUUAAACGCUUAAAAAUCUUCUAAAAUGGCAAUAAUAGAAUGUAAGAUGCUAUUAUUAAUAUAAUAAUAAUAGGACACACCUCUCUGUGCCUCUGUAUGAUUUUGAUUGAUUUUUUUCUGAUUUAAAAUGUAUUUCAUUUAUAUUUUCAAUAUUGUAAGUGUGCACUCUUUCGUUUAGAUGUAAACCAGCUGAAUGAAAAGGUUUAAUAAAGAAC
Molecule: messenger RNA, 8639 nt
Organism: Astyanax mexicanus (Mexican tetra)
Lineage: Eukaryota; Metazoa; Chordata; Actinopteri; Characiformes; Acestrorhamphidae
Gene: tep1
Product: telomerase-associated protein 1
Exons: 57
Coding region: 204-8021 (2605 amino acids)
Biological process (GO): telomere maintenance via recombination
Cellular component (GO): telomerase holoenzyme complex
Molecular function (GO): protein binding; telomerase RNA binding; telomerase activity
Source: RefSeq, a predicted model, not a curated record